Messenger RNA from Geodia barretti, 1759 nucleotides. Lineage: Eukaryota; Metazoa; Porifera; Demospongiae; Tetractinellida; Geodiidae. The record is from the annotation of a GenBank genome assembly.
GUGUGGGGCGUCACUCGUCUGCGUGGACUGCAAGCAAACUUAGAAGGACUCUAGCUAGUUUACCCGGCAGUGAAUCUCACCGUUUUGGAGCCGACACGUAAAAAAUGCAGGUCCUACUCGGAAUAAGUUUUUUACUACUUGUUCAGAUUGUUGUCGUUACUGGGCAGCAGUGCUCCGAGGAGGGCGUGGUGAGGUUGGCGGAUGGCGUGAGCGCGGAAGGAGUCGGAGUUUACGGCAGAGUGGAGAUCUGCAUCAAUCAACAAUGGGGCACAGUGUGUGACGGCGGCUGGGACGUGGCGGAGGCCCGCAUCGCCUGCUCACAACUGGGUGCUUUCGACUUCGCUAUUGCUUUAACCGAAUACGGCGGUGGAUCUGGUCUAAUUCACUAUUUUUCUUGUGCUGGGAAUGAAAAUGGUCUUUUGAACUGUUCGAGUGAUCUAGAUGUUGAUUACUGCUACCACUCAAGAGAUGUUGGAGUUCUAUGUUAUUAUGCGGAGUGUAAUGAGACUGAUGUUAGACUAGUUGAUGGCAGGACUCCUAAUGAUGGACGUGUGGAGAUAUGUUUUGAGGGGGUGUGGGGAUCUGUGUGUGACGACAGUUGGGAUGAAAGAGAUGCUGAAGUGGUGUGUAGACAAUUGGGAUAUGAUGGAAGACCUAUUGCACUGAUGAGCCAUCCAUUUUUGUCUAAUUACUCACUGCAAUAUCAUCUGGAUGAUGUUGAGUGCUCUGGAAGCGAAGACAUGUUGAGUGAUUGUGCACAUGGCGGAAUUGGUGUUCACAAUUGUUUUGUAAUGGCAGAAGAAGCUGGAGUUACAUGCAGUGAGUGCAACGAGACUGAUGUAAGACUGGUUGAUGGUGUGACUUCUGAUGAUGGACGGGUUGAGAUAUGUUUCAUUGGGCUGUGGGGCUCAGUAUGUGAUGACAGUUGGGACUACAGAGAGGCUAGAGUGGUUUGUCAGCAACUUGGGUACAACGGAACGUCUGCUGCACUGUCAAGCCAUCGCGUGUUAACAGACGAGUCGCUGUUCUAUUAUCUUGAUGAUGUUGACUGCCGUGGGAACGAAAACUUUCUGAGUGAAUGUGAACAUAGAGGAGUUGGUAUUCAUAACUGUGGUGUGGGGUAUGAAGAAGCUGGAGUUAUAUGCAGCAACGCCGUUGAAUGCGACGAAACUGAUGUUAGGCUGGUUGCGGGUACAACCCCCUAUGAUGGACUGGUUGAGAUCUGUCUCUACGGGCUGUGGGGCUCAGUGUGUGACACCAGAUGGGACUACAGGGACGCUGAAGUUGUGUGCCGACAGCUGGGAUAUGAUGGACCCUCAUAUCCUUUGCUAAGCCACUAUGGCAGUAGUGAACCACGGUAUCAUCUGGAUGAUGUCCAUUGUGAGGGAACUGAGAGCAGUCUCAGUGACUGCAGUCACAGAGGUAUUUGGGUCCAUGACUGCUCCCUGUACGAGGCUGCAGGAGUCGUAUGUACCAAUGUAACAUGUAUUGAGGGGACGGUUCACCUGGUUGGAGGUGAUGAUGUAUCUCGAGGGAGAGUGGCGUACUGCUAUAAUGGAACCUGGUACUCAGUCUGCGCCAGUGACUGGGAUACCACAGGAGAAGAGGCAAGAGUUGUCUGCCAAACCCUCGGCUAUGAUACAUCUUACUAUGCUUCAGUCGUUGUCAACUAUGGUCGAGGGACUAAUCCAUCCUCCCACUGAGUAUUCAAUGUGCCAGUGGGUACCAGUACAUUCAGUGACUGCUCUACAGCUGAGCU